GUUCGUCCGAUAUCGCGUACAGACCAUCCACCGCCACAGCGUGGACGUCCGACGUCUACACUGCAGUGGCCGCGCGCGUUUCGUCCCGCACGACAAAACCGUAAACGACGUGCCUACCUGCACGCGCGUAUAUAACAUCACGACGGUAAAAUAUUGUUUAUCCGCUCGCGGGGCACACCUGCGACGACGAACGCGCCGCACGACGUAUACCCCGGUCCGUCGUCCGCGUUCAGGCGCUGCGAUACCAAUAAUAUUCGUUGAUAAUAAUCGCCGUCCGCGGCCUACUCGCCGCGCGAUUUCCGAGUUCCGACUGCUGCGCUGCAGGUAAACGAGUGCGCGGUUGUUUCGACGAGACGGCAGCCGCCGGAACAUUGACUUCCGAACAGUGUGUCCGGUGCGAAAAACGGUGGUCCGGUGUCCGUUAUCAUAACAAUAUAACGCCGCAAUAUUAUAACAUUGUUCGAUCGUAUCUCUUUACGUGUAGUGUACCUACCUACCUAUAAAUAUAUACACAUACAUAACUGAACCGUUGUCGUCUUCGUCUUCGUCGCGCGUCCAAACCGAACCCCGUCGACCGUGCGGCAGACAGACCGCGGUGAUUCUCCGGCGAUAUUUUUUAACUUUCGAUUUCACGAUAAAUUGCAAUGUUGUUUGUGCGAUUUUUUGCUCGUGACGUUUUUUUUUAAAUCCAUUUGUUGGCGGUCGCAAAGAUCGCGUGCGACGACUACAUACCCAGAUCGCUAAUCGGAAAAUCAUAUUUUUUGGACGAUUAUUCACAGUCAUACUCAAUGAUGUACGAAAGCGCAUGUUCGUACCAAAGUGCAUUAGACCUGAAAAGGGUCGCGAUGUCAUCACCACCUAGUAUAAAAACAGAAAAUGACUGUCUUCCAACUACUACUCCGCAGUGGCCCUCGGUAGGAGUGGCUAGUUGUGCUUAUAGGUUUGCGUGUAAUUCCACGUUUGAGCAACUUAAACAGUCAGUAGAAAAAGCAAAAGCUGCAUUACAGGACCGUGGAAGUUACUUAUCGUCGUGUGACCUAGGUACGUCUCCUUUUUGCCCAGCAACACCGUCAUCCAGGACGACAGUGUCCACUCAUCCAACUACCAAUUCACUCGAUUUAUUUCAGGAUGAACAAAAUAAUACUGAUAAACGAAACAAUUAUAUUGAUUCAUCAAAUAGCAGAUACGAUAAAAGUUCUGGAUUAAUGCAUUUAUCAUCGUCUACUUCAAAUGGUUUAUCUUCUGUAGGAAAAUCGACGUCAUAUUUGCCAUCAUCCAUAUCAGAAUCAUUUAGAUCGUCAUCUAAAACAGAUACUCAUUACAAAGGAUCAUGGAGUACACAUUCAUCAGGGCAAACACAAGAUCCAUAUCAAAUGUUCGGGGCCACAAGCAGUCGAUUAGCUAGCUCAGGUUCUGGUCAAAUACAACUGUGGCAAUUUUUGUUGGAAUUAUUGUCUGAUAGCAGUAAUGCAGCAUGUAUAACGUGGGAAGGAACGAACGGUGAAUUUAAGUUAACCGACCCUGACGAAGUAGCGCGUAGAUGGGGUGAAAGAAAGUCUAAGCCAAACAUGAACUACGACAAAUUAAGCAGAGCAUUAAGGUAUUAUUAUGACAAAAAUAUAAUGACCAAAGUUCACGGAAAAAGGUAUGCAUACAAGUUCGACUUUCAAGGGUUGGCAGCAGCAACUCAACCAGCUGCUGCAGAUCCGUCUGCGUACAAAUAUCAAUCAGACUUGUUCAUGACAACCUAUCACCAUCAUCAUCAUCAUUCUCCGAAAUUAAACUUCAUUUCACCUCACGCACCAGGAAUAACAUCUACUGCAGGUAGCAUAUUUCCGUCAGCGUCGUCGUAUUGGACCAACCCGGGUGCCAACCUUUACUCGAACAUUGCCGCUGCGUCUGCAUCGCAUUCGAUGGGCCACCAUCACCACCACCCAGGCGCAAGCACCGGUGUCAGUCACCACACGGGAGUCUCGCCGCACCUGGCCAACUACUCGCACUACGCGUCACCAUGACCGACGGACGUACACUGGGCCGCCAGGUCACUGCAAGGCACCACAGCAGCCCGGCCGCCGCCACAUCUAUACAAGCCCACCGAAUGAAUACAAUCCUAGUGACCCUAGUCACUGUUUACGUGCUUAAUUUAACACAGCAUUGUUUUUCAUUCGUUAUAAUCGGGCGAAAACAUAAAUCCACUUUCAAACCGUUAUAUUAUAUCAUAUAACAUGUAGGUAUAACGAUAAUAAUAAUAAUAAUAAUAAUAUGAUAUAAUUAUAUAACCUACACUCAGCUAGAAUCUCCUAAGAGUGGAAAAGAGGGCUUACGAGAACGCAUAUUAAUUUCAUUAUACGCAAAUAGAUUUGAAUUGUAAACACAUACCUUUCGUCUGUACAACCCCGCUAGGUGUUGAUUAGUUUUAGUAUAUUAAAAAAGUUCUUUUAAGACGAAAAAAACUAACCACCGUCACACACCCACUUACAUUUUACACAGGUUAUGAGCUCAUGACAAUCAACUCGUAUUAACAGUGUACAGAGUACAACACUCAAAAAGUAUUAACUAAAAAUUCUCAAGUUGAAUAUCAUCAUGAUCGAUUAAUGAUCAACAUUCUAACUGUAAUUUGUACUUCGAUUUAGAACUAUGUAUAGUAUACAUUGUAUACACCUGUAUACACACUACAGGUAGACGUUUAAACGUGCUGCUGCUACAUUAUAUUUUAUCAGUCAGAUUUUGUGAUUAUAAAAACGAUGAUUUUUAUUUAGCUGGUUCUGUGAACUUAUU
Molecule: messenger RNA, 2778 nt
Organism: Melanaphis sacchari
Lineage: Eukaryota; Metazoa; Arthropoda; Insecta; Hemiptera; Aphididae
Gene: Ets65A
Product: DNA-binding protein D-ETS-3
Exons: 10
Coding region: 789-2015 (408 amino acids)
Biological process (GO): cell differentiation; regulation of transcription by RNA polymerase II
Cellular component (GO): nucleus
Molecular function (GO): DNA-binding transcription factor activity, RNA polymerase II-specific; sequence-specific DNA binding
Source: RefSeq, a predicted model, not a curated record